Messenger RNA from Linum tenue, 2671 nucleotides. The record is from the annotation of a GenBank genome assembly. NCBI's taxonomy places the organism in Eukaryota, Viridiplantae, Streptophyta, Magnoliopsida, Malpighiales, Linaceae.
GGAAGAAAUUCUUCUAUCAGACAAAAAGAAAAAGGAAAAGGGCGACAAAAAUCAGAAAACAAACCAUUUUUGGGUGGGCAGUAGGAAGCAAAGACCCGGGCAGCCAGCCAGCCACCAGUGUUCAUCAUCUUCUCCUUCUUCUUCUUCUUUCUCUUUACCCCCCGAUCCCCUCGAAGAAUUUCUCUCUCUCUCUCUCUGCCUGCGCAGCAACUAAACUGAAAUAAGUAACAUCUUUGAAGAAUUUAAGGAAAGUGUUCGUUCCCAUCAGAAGCCAACGAAAAGUGACACCAAAGACUUGGUUCCUCUCUAAUUUGGCUUGCAAUCUGAGUGAAGUCGGGAUUGAGCUUCAAACUAAAGCCGGUUUUAUGUAGAGGAAUCCUGCACAGCGGGAAUUUGCUAAAACCCUAAUUCUCUAGUAAGUCAUUUGGUGAGCUGUGAGAAAAUUUUCUGGCCAAUGGAGGCUGCAGCAUUUGAUGCCGGGGUUCAACAACCAGAAGGAGAGGAGAACUUAAUCGAAGCUGCGAAGCAAAUUGUGAAGGCUUUAGGGUCGGGAAAGAAUCUCACGGAUGAUGCAAGGAAAAUUUUGGCUGACCUGGGCACCCAAUUGUCCACCAUAAACAUAAUCAGUGAGGACAAGGACGGCGACAUAGGCGAGCUCGAGGCACAGUUGGAUGCAAUUCAGGAGAAGAUUGCGAAUUGGGAGGCUGACCCGUCUAUGAUAUGGGAUUCAGGUCCCGAUGAAGCUGGUGAGUAUAUGAAUGCCACUCUAGAAGCCCAAAGAUUGAUUGAAAGAUUGGAGAAUUUUUGCCCUGGUGGUGGUGGUGGAGAUGAUGCUGGUCGAAGGGAUUUGCUACGCAGGGGGCACGAUGUGCUUCAAAUGGCAAUGGCAAGGCUCGAGCAGGAGUUUACACACUUGCUUGUACAAAACCAGCUACCAUUUGAGCGAGACAAUGUAGCAUCUUUCCGUUCAAGUGAAGAUGAUGGUCUCGAUUUCAACUCGUUUGUCUCCACUGGUGAUGAUCUUGAGGACCCGAGUAAUCGAGAUAGCAGCGUCAGCAGGAGCUGGGAGGAACUCACCAUUGAUAUGGUACACCCUGAUGCUAUCCCAGACCUUAGAGAUAUUGCUGAGUUGAUGUUUGCUUCCGGUUAUGGUCACGAAUGUUCACAAGCAUAUAUCACUGUUAGAAGAGAUGCCUUGGAUGAGUGCCUGUUCAUUCUCGAAAUGGAGAAACUGAGCAUCGAGGAUGUACUGAAAUUGGAAUGGGGGAGCCUUAAUUCCAAGAUUAAAAAGUGGAUCCGAGCUUUGAAACAGUUUGUCCGAGUCUAUCUUGCCAGCGAGAGUUUCCUCAGCGAGCAGAUCUUUGGACAGCUCGAGCAAUCAUCAUGGUCAGUUUGUUUCAUCGAGGCGUCAAAGGGAUCAAUGCUGCAGCUGUUGAACUUUGGGGAAGCCAUAUCUAUUGGUCCUCACAAACCAGAGAAGCUCUUCCCUAUCCUCGACAUGUACGAGACCAUUUCAGGUAUGAUUCCCGACCUAGAUUCUCUAUAUGCAAGUGGAGCUGGUUCGUGUGUUAGAAUCGAUUGCCACGAGCUUCAGAGAAGGUUAGGUGAUUCAGUUAGGGCAGCAUUUUUGGAAUUUGAGAAUGCCAUCGCGACGAGCACUUCAACAAUAGCUUUCGCUGGAGGAGGGAUCCACCAUUUGACACGCUAUGUUAUGAAUUACCUCAAUACACUCACUGACUACCAGGAAUCGUUGAAUUACCUCCUGAAAGACCACGAUAGACAGAAUGCUGUUGUUAUGUCGCCUGAUCUAUCUCCGUCAACAAGGCAAGAAGACGAUGCCAGCGGGGAACCUGCUGCAGACGAUUACGCCACCAUGGCUCUACACUUCAGGUCGGUCACCUCGAUCCUGGAGUGCAAUCUUGACGACAAGUCAAGGCUGUACAGGGAUCCAUCCUUGCAGCAUGUAUUCAUGAUGAACAAUGUCCACUACAUGGCACAGAAGGUGAAGAAUUCAGCAGCAUUAAGGCACGUGUUCAAGGACGAGUGGAUCAGAAAGCGCAACUGGAAGUUCCAGCAGCACGCAAUGAGCUAUGAGAGAGCCACGUGGAGCUCCGUGCUGUCCUUGUUGAAAGACGAAGGCAACUCCCAUCCGGGAUCGGUCUCUAAAGCUCAACUCAGGGACCGGCUGAAGAACUUCUACGUGGCGUUCGAGGACGUUUACAGGACGCAGACAUCAUGGAUCAUCCCCGACGCUCAGCUACGCGAGGACCUACGAAUCUCGACCUCGCUCAAGGUCAUCCAAGCUUACCGAAUGUUCAUCGGGAGGCACACGAACAACAUCGGUGAUAGGCAUGUUAGGUAUAGUGCUGACGAUUUGCAGAAUUAUUUGCUGGAUCUGUAUGAAGGGUCUCAGAAGUCAUUGCACAAUCCUCACCGUAGAUGAUGAUGAUUAUUAUUAUUAUGAUAGUAAAGGGUAUUUGUAUUAGUAUUCGUUAAUCCAGCUACAGAUCAUUAGGCUUUUCUUUAAUCAUAUACAUGUGUAGUUAUGUGCAUCAUGGAAGUUGUAUUUUCUGCAUCAAUAAUUAUGAGAUAUAUGAUGGGGUUCGAAGUUCAAACGUAUGAAGUUGGUCAAUUUUGGAUUGCUUUGACGAGCUUUCAAUAUUGAAUGGUC